UGUUUCUGGUGGGGAGCUCUUUGACCGGAUCCUAGAGCGUGGUGUCUACACAGAGAAGGAUGCCAGUGUGGUGAUCCAGCAGGUCUUGUCUGCAGUGAAAUACCUCCAUGAGAACGGCAUCGUCCACAGAGACCUAAAGCCGGAAAACCUGUUGUACCUCACCCCUGAGGAGAACUCCAAGAUCAUGAUCACUGACUUUGGUCUGUCUAAGAUGGAGCAGAACGGAGUCAUGUCCACAGCCUGUGGGACCCCGGGCUACGUGGGUGAGUCUGGGAGCCCGGAGGCAUUCAACACCACUUACAGAGAGAUGAUUGUCUGGUAGAGC
Molecule: messenger RNA, 325 nt
Organism: Nannospalax galili (Upper Galilee mountains blind mole rat)
Lineage: Eukaryota; Metazoa; Chordata; Mammalia; Rodentia; Spalacidae
Product: calcium/calmodulin-dependent protein kinase type 1G-like
Exons: 2
Biological process (GO): peptidyl-serine phosphorylation
Cellular component (GO): intracellular anatomical structure
Molecular function (GO): calcium/calmodulin-dependent protein kinase activity; calmodulin binding; ATP binding
Source: RefSeq, a predicted model, not a curated record